This is a messenger RNA of Plasmodium relictum, 825 nucleotides long. It is a transcript of the gene ROM10, whose product is annotated as rhomboid protease ROM10, putative. Gene Ontology annotation, molecular function: serine-type endopeptidase activity. The coding region runs from base 1 to 825 and encodes 274 amino acids. The record is from RefSeq and is a predicted model, not a curated record. The transcript has 8 exons. Gene Ontology annotation, cellular component: membrane. NCBI's taxonomy places the organism in Eukaryota, Apicomplexa, Aconoidasida, Haemosporida, Plasmodiidae. Gene Ontology annotation, biological process: proteolysis.
AUGAGUUUUCAAACUAAUACAAGUAAUAAUUUAAAUUACGAAUUACCAUAUGAUUCUAAUUUAUUAAUCCAAAAAUAUACAAUAAGCUUUAAUAACACAUUUAAGAAAGAUAUUAAAUUUAUUCAAAUUUUAUUUCCUUUAUUUGAUGUAUCUUGUAUUACCUUUUAUUUCUCAUUAUUUUUAAUUUUAAUUUUUUUAUGUCUGGAUGUUUAUUUUUUCAAUGUACAGAGACCAUUGUAUAUCAAUGAAGAUACAUUAAGAAAUAUAGGAAUUAAUAAAUUUUAUAUUUCAAAUAAUUAUCAUUAUUAUAAAAUAAUCAGUGCUGCACUUUUUCAUUCAAAUAUAUGGAAUUUAAUAAUUAAUACUUACUAUUUAAUGAAUAUAGGAAUAAUUAUAGAAAAAAAUUAUGGUAAAUUAAAAUAUAUGUUAUUAAUGUUAUUUUGUGCUAUCUGUGGUAAUUUAUUAACUUGUGCAACUGCAAAAUGCAACGAUAUUCAAAUGGGAAUUAGCCCAAUUUUAUCAGGUUUUGUUGGUAUAUUUUUACAAGAAAUUAUAAUACAUUAUAAUAAAAUAAAAGACAAAUUAAGUGUUAUAGGAAAUUUUAUAUUUGCAUUUUUAUCAUUGUAUUUAAUGAUAACAAUAUUUCCUUAUAAUGGAAAUAUAUUUGGAAAUAUUGGGGGAUUAUUUACUGGUAUAAGUUAUCCUUUUAUAUUUAAAAAUGAUUCUUUUAAUAACCCAGAUAAAAAGUUAAAAAUAGCAUUUAUGAUCUUAAUUAUUUUAUUAGUAAGUGCUACAAUAAGUAGUAUCAUCAUUUUUAAAUGUUAA